GAUUAGCAAACGGACUGUUUACCUUCCGCUGCCGACAGAUGUAGCAGAGCAAUAUUCUCUCAAAAUGUAUUCUCACGGUUCAGAGAGCUUAAUCAAACAAGCGAGGGAGAUUCAGGAGUCUGAGCUGCAGAAGUUUUACAGCAGGUUAGUGAAGCUGCUUCAGGGCAAGGAGCUCGGUCAUGACGCAGUCGACUCCCUGCAGAGGCUGCACCUCAUCCUUUCUGCCACCAAGUACACCCGAACGCUGCCUUUAGAACUGCAGAAGAAGCUUGUAGCACUUCUGUCCUCACCUGCGGAGCAGCUUCAGGUGCUGAGCUCUGCUGUGCUCAUAGAGACGCUGCCCCUCUCUGGACAGCAACCGAACAACAACCAAGAGAACAUCAGCCAGCUGAACAGUCACGCUACUGGUCUGCUGCUUUCACAGGCUGGAUCCAAGGCUGAUCUUUCAUUUCUUUGCACUCAACUCCUUCGUAAUCUGGAGAGCCGACCAUCUGAAGGGCCAGCUCACUCACUCAUGUACACCCUGCCAAUCCUCAACAACAUCCUCACACACAGCCCAGACUGCCUCAACGAAGAUCAAAUGACCCUUGUAAGCAAAAAGCUUGUUGAUUGGCUGCGUUAUGCCAGCAUCAUGCAGGGAGGCGGGGCUUCCUCUGGGGGAUUCUUCACAGGGCCCAGAUCCCGUCAGCCAGUGCCGAUAGCAGAGCUGGAUGGUACGGUGUCAGGUGAUUUCUUCACUGUGCUAUGUGUGGGUCAGGGCUUCACUGAAGACCAGUGGAUGAAUGUCUAUUCCUUUUCCAUGCUGCGCCAUUGGCUUCUCACCUACCACUCCAGCUGCAGCACUACAGGAGAAGCAGCAAACAGGCUACAGCUCAGCCUCUCACUCUCCCACUCCCACUCCUUUUCUAAUGAUGACCGGUCAGAGGUGGAUGGAUCAGUAGUUUCUAUGGUUUCGGCGACUUCCUCCUCCAGCCGACUGCUGCCUCCAAAGGAGCGUCUCAGAGAGAAGGCUUUCCAGUACUGCCAGCGCCUCAUCGAACAGAGUGAUCGCAAGGCACACAAGAAGACAGAUACAGAACUGCAAAAAAUGUGUCUGGUUGAAGCUGUGUGCAUCCUGGACUGUGUGUGCGUUGAGGACGUGUCACUGGUCUACAGAACAUUCCCGUGCAUUAAGGCUCUCUUUGGUCGUCUCAGCUCAGAUCUGUCGUAUGCCAGAGUGCUGCUGCCCGUAGCACAGUUCUAUCUCAACCAUGGUGAGAUGGCCGCAGUGGACUGUGAGAGCGUGUGGAAGGUGGUGUUUGGCCGUUUUCCCGCCGAACUAUUCAAUGACCCCUUCCUGGCACACGAGCUUCUACGAUUCCUUCGACUCAACCAGGAAAGCAUAGAGCUUCGAGUUCCACAGUACCUGCGCUACUUUCCAAACCUGCUGAAGUUUUUAGCGUGGGACAGUCCAGCAGUGGUGAAUGACUUUGUAGAUCUGCUGCCCUCUAUGGUUACAGCUGGAACUGCAGUGGAGCUGCUUCACACUCUGCUUGACCUGCCCUGUCUCUCUGCCACGCUGGUCUUGCAGCUCAGGUCUACAUGUUUGCCCAUCUCUGAGCCAGGCGGACGUGGCCUCAUGUCACUGGAUGCAUUUCGAAAUCCUUCUUUCAGAGGGCUUUUCCUCUUCCUGCUUCGAGGGGAGGCAGGCUCAGGCGACACAAUUGACCGACUGAGCACGCUCCAUGAGCUGCUGUCUGAGGCUGUUGACUGGCCGCGAGUCAUUCAUUGUGCCCGGACGGUCCCUGUGUUGCUGCAUGUUUUCUUCAACACAGUUAUUACAGUGGCUGAUGAGAAGCUUUUGGCUCAUUUGAUUCUGGUGAUGCUGGAGAGAAGCAGCCUCCUCAUUAACAUCCCUGCGUACAUCAAAGAGAUUCACCGGGUGUUCAGCUGCCACCUGCUGAGGUUGUGCAAGCUCCACCCCUCUCUGGUCAUGAACCAGUCUCAUGAGAUGUUGGAGUUCGCUGGAAGCACAGCCAACGUAUACAGCAAAGAGGAACUCUAUACACAUGUGGUGUGGGUGCUGGGAGAGUACCUCUCUGUGUCAUGUGACUCUCGCUGUUCUGUGAGCCUCAUCACUUCCUGUUUUGAGGCACUGGAGGCGGUACUGUUUGAGAUUACUUCAUCUGCCCCUCCACCUGGAUCAGUUUGUCCAGCCCCUAAAGUUAUCAACACUUUAAUGAGCGCUCUUGCUAAGUUGGCAUCACGAUCACAUGACCUCAUACCCCGGGUGUCUCUGUUCCUCUCUAAAUUAAGAACUGUAACUAGAGGCGGAUCAGUCGCCUGGUGCUCUGAUGAGGAGGACCUCAUUGCCAUAGUAACACGAGGGGAGGAGUUGUGGUCGCUGCUGAAGGCCCCCGGUGUAGCUCAGAGUGUCCUGACACCACCUCCCCAUGUCAUCACACCACAGUGGCACAGAGACACUAAUGUGGCGCUGCCGCUUCAACUGCGAGCCCUCACCAGCCUCACACACUCACAGUGACACAUGCGCGCACACAGACACACACCACACAUCAUCAUCCUGGCAGUGCAUGAACUGAACUAUUUGUUUUUUUUGCACAUUAUUUUUGUAAUUGAUUUAUCUGAUAAAGGUGACGCUGAUUUGAUUUUCAGAAAAUACACAGAUCCCUUUCAGUGUAAUAUGUUUCUUCUUUAAUACAGUGAUUUGACAGAAAUAUCAUUUUACAAAAUAGAUCAUCUGAUUAAAAAAAGUUAAAAAUGCUCA
Archocentrus centrarchus (flier cichlid) is the source of this 2764-nucleotide messenger RNA. It is a transcript of the gene ap5z1, whose product is annotated as adaptor related protein complex 5 subunit zeta 1. The record is from RefSeq and is a predicted model, not a curated record. Gene Ontology annotation, cellular component: AP-5 adaptor complex. Bases 65 to 2521 code for a protein of 818 amino acids. The transcript is spliced from 18 exons. Lineage: Eukaryota; Metazoa; Chordata; Actinopteri; Cichliformes; Cichlidae.